AUGUCAUGCAUAACCGCCGCGCUGGGCAUGAUGCCCCUAAAAGGCGCCUCAGCACCAGCCGUAUCCUCCGCAAGACUGCGCAUCGCCGAAGAAACAGGCUCCAACGCCGUGUCCGUCGCACUCGCGCACCGCACACCUCAGGAAAUCCUCUCUGAAGACUCGUUCCUCAACGCAAUCACGGUCUUGCAAGCAAUAGGCGGCUCCACAAAUGCCGUCGUUCACUUACUCGCAAUCGCGAACCGACACCCCAAAAUCCAAGGAAAGAUAACGCUCCAAACAUUCGACGACGUAGGCCGCAAAACGCCGUUACUGAUAGACCUCAAACCCAGUGGCGCGAAUUACAUGACUGAUUUCCAUAAUGCGGGUGGUAUGUUGGCAUUACUGCAUACCCUUCGCCCACUACUGAGGUUAAAUGCAAUGACAAUAUCCGGUAAGACCCUAGGCCAGGUUCUUGAUGAAUCACCCUUCAAAAGCUUUGCGUAUUCGCGGGAGGUCAUUAGACCAUUGGAUAACCCAUUGUAUCCGUCGUCGUCGCUUGUCGUGCUCAAAGGGAAUAUUGCGCCGAAUGGAGCAGUACUAAAAGCUUCUGCGUCGAAGGAUCGGUCUCUCUUGAAGCAUUCUGGGCCUGCAGUAGUGUUUGAGAAUACGGCUGAUAUGGCGAGGAGAAUUGAUGAUCCGGAACUACCUGUUACUAAGGACUCGGUGCUUGUACUCAAAAAUAUUGGUCCUGUGGGCAAUCCUGGUAUGCCGGAGGCCGGAUUAAUUCCUUUACCACGCAAAUUGGGUGCGCAGGGGGUAAGCGAUAUGUUACGUCUUUCAGAUGGGAGAAUGUCCGGUACUGCUGGGGGAACGAUCGUCUUGCAUAUAUCGCCUGAAUCGGCACUGCCAGAGUCGCCGUUUGGGAUUUUGAGGACGGGGGAUGUUAUUACCUGCGAUGUGGAGCAGAGGAUACUGCGUCUGGAGGUCUCCGAUGAGGAGAUUCAGAGAAGGGUUGAUGAGCGCAAGAUAGAGAUUGCGCAGAGUGUGGUCGAGAAGAAAUCGCAACGUGGGUAUAGAGGGUUGUAUAUUCGGUCGGUCAAUCAGGCGCAGGAUGGGGCCGAUUUUGAUUUUUUGACGGCGAGUGGUGCGGAUUGA
Messenger RNA from Talaromyces amestolkiae, 1134 nucleotides. RefSeq lists its product as uncharacterized. Lineage: Eukaryota; Fungi; Ascomycota; Eurotiomycetes; Eurotiales; Trichocomaceae. Gene Ontology annotation, molecular function: hydro-lyase activity. Bases 1 to 1134 code for a protein of 377 amino acids. The transcript has a single exon. The record is from RefSeq and is a predicted model, not a curated record.